Molecule: messenger RNA, 6405 nt
Organism: Clupea harengus (Atlantic herring)
Lineage: Eukaryota; Metazoa; Chordata; Actinopteri; Clupeiformes; Clupeidae
Product: myosin-6
Cellular component (GO): myosin II complex; myosin filament; cytoplasm
Molecular function (GO): actin filament binding; ATP binding; microfilament motor activity
Source: RefSeq, a predicted model, not a curated record
AGUGUGUCCUCCGUCAGUGCCUCUCUGUCUGAAAAAAACGGCUUUUGUUCUUUGCUGUGAACAGACACGAUGGGAGACCUUUUGAUGGAAGCGUUUGGGAAGGCUGCACCCUUCCUACGAAAGUCGGACAAGGAACGCCUCGAAGCUCAAACUAGGCAGUUUGACAUCAAGGUUGAGUGCUUUGUUGUUGAUGAAAAAGUGGAAUACGUCAAGGGGCAGGUUGUUAGCAAAGACGGAGGAAAGGUCACAGUUAACACUGCGGAGGGCAAAACUGUGACCGUCAAGGACUCCGACGUCCACCCUCAGAACCCGCCGAAGUUCGACAAGAUUGAGGACAUGGCGAUGUUCACCUUCCUCCAUGAGCCUGCUGUGCUGUUCAACCUCAAAGAGCGUUAUGCAGCAUGGAUGAUCUACACCUACUCUGGGCUGUUUUGUGUCACUGUGAACCCCUACAAGUGGCUGCCUGUGUACGAUAAAGAGGUAGUCUCUGCCUACAGAGGGAAGAAGAGAACAGAGGCGCCUCCGCAUAUCUUCUCUAUCUCUGAUAACGCCUAUCAAUACAUGCUCACUGACAGGGAGAACCAGUCCGUCCUCAUCACUGGAGAAUCUGGUGCCGGGAAGACUGUGAACACCAAGAGAGUCAUCCAGUACUUUGCCAGCAUUGCGGCUGCAGGAGGUGCUCAGAGCAAAAAGGAUGCGAGUAAGGGAACCUUGGAGGAUCAAAUCAUCCAGGCCAACCCUGCACUGGAGGCGUUUGGGAAUGCCAAAACAUUAAGGAAUGACAACUCCUCUCGCUUUGGCAAAUUCAUCCGUAUUCACUUUGGAACGAGUGGAAAACUAGCCUCUGCCGACGUUGAGACUUACCUCUUGGAAAAAUCCAGGGUUACCUUUCAGCUUAAGGCUGAGAGGGACUAUCACAUCUUCUAUCAGAUCAUGUCCAAUAAAAAGCCAGAGCUGCUGGAUAUGUUGCUGAUCACCAACAACCCUUACGAUUACUCCUAUGUCUCUCAAGGAGAGAUCGCUGUCACUUCCAUCGAUGAUUCAGAGGAACUGGUUGCCACUGACAGUGCCUUUGAUGUGCUCGGCUUCACGGCAGAGGAGAAGAUGGGAAUCUACAAGAUGACUGGGGCCAUCAUGCACUAUGGCAACAUGAAGUUCAAGCAGAAACAGAGAGAAGAGCAGGCCGAGCCAGAUGGCACAGAGUCUGCUGACAAGGCGGCCUUCCUGAUGGGCUUAAACUCUGCAGAUCUCCUCAAAGGAAUCUGCCACCCUAGGGUCAAGGUAGGCAAUGAGUACGUCACCAAAGGUCAGACUGUAGACCAAGUCUAUUACUCAAUUGGUGCACUGGCUAAGUCAGUUUACGAGAAGAUGUUUAACUGGAUGGUGGUUCGAAUCAACCAUUCCCUAGACACCAAACAGCCUCGCCAGCAUUUCAUAGGAGUGCUGGACAUUGCAGGUUUUGAGAUCUUUGACUUCAACACCUUUGAGCAGCUGUGCAUCAAUUUCACUAACGAGAGACUGCAACAGUUUUUCAACCACCACAUGUUUGUGCUGGAGCAAGAGGAGUACAAGAAGGAGGGAAUUGACUGGGAGUUCAUCGACUUUGGCAUGGACUUACAGGCCUGCAUUGACCUCAUUGAAAAGCCCCUUGGGAUUAUGUCUAUUUUAGAGGAAGAGUGCAUGUUUCCUAAGGCGAGCGACCAGACAUUCAAGUCAAAGCUGUAUGACAACCACCUGGGCAAGUCAAAUAUGUUCCAAAAACCACGUCCGGUAAAGGGAAAAGCUGAGGCUCAUUUUGCUUUGGUCCAUUAUGCCGGCAUAGUUGACUACAACAUUGGCGGCUGGCUGGUGAAGAACAAAGACCCUCUGAAUGAGACUGUGGUGGGCCUGUACUCGAAGUCAUCUCUCAAGCUGCUGAGUAAUCUGUUCUCCUCCUUGGCAGGAAAUGAGGGUGGAGACAAGGCGGGGGCCAAGGGCGCCAAGAAGAAAGGCGGAUCUUUCCAAACAGUGUCCGCCUUGCACAGAGAAAACCUCAACAAGCUGAUGAACAACUUGAAGACCACUCACCCCCACUUUGUCCGUUGCUUGAUCCCUAAUGAGACCAAGACACCAGGAGCGAUGGACAACUGCCUUGUCAUGCACCAGCUUCGCUGUAAUGGCGUGUUGGAGGGCAUCAGGAUCUGCAGGAAGGGCUUCCCAAAUAGAGUCCUCUAUGGUGACUUCAAACAGAGGUACAGAAUACUGAAUGCCUCAGCCAUCCCUGAGGGUCAGUUCAUGGACAGCAAGAAGAGCGCAGAAAAACUGCUUGGUUCACUGGACAUUGACCACACCCAGUACAAAUUUGGGCACACAAAAGUCUUCUUUAAAGCUGGCUUGCUUGGGGUGCUGGAGGAGAUGAGGGAUGAACAACUCUCCCGCAUUAUCACAAGGCUCCAGGCCAAUGCAAGAGGUAUACUAAUGAGGGUAGAAUACCAGAAGCUUGUGGAACGUAGAGACGCCUUAAUGGUGAUCCAGUGGAAUCUUCGAUCUUUCCUGGGUGUGAAGAACUGGCCCUGGAUGAAGAUGUUCUUCAAGAUAAAGCCACUCCUCAAGAGCGCUGAAUCUGAGAAAGAGAUGGCCAACAUAAAGGAUGAGUUCCACAAGAUCAAAGAGGCCCUGGAAAAAUCAGAGAUCAGGAGAAAGGAACUGGAGGAGAAGAUGGUGGCAACCCUCCAAGAGAAGAAUGACUUACUCCUUCAGCUGCAGUCCGAGUCGGACACAGUGACUGAUGCAGAAGAGCGCUGUGAACAGUUGAUCAAAAGCAAGAUACAAAUGGAGUCCAAGGUGAAGGACAUGACAGAGAGGCUGGAGGAUGAAGAGGAGAUGAACGCAGAUCUCACCGCAAAGAAACGGAAGCUGGAGGAUGAAUGCUCAGAGCUCAAGAAAGACAUCGAUGACCUUGAGCUGACUUUGGCAAAGGUGGAGAAAGAGAAACAUGCUACUGAAAACAAGGUGAAGAAUCUCACUGAGGAAAUGGCCUCUCAGGAUGAAAGUAUCAUGAAGCUGACGAAAGAGAAGAAGGCACUUCAGGAGGCACAUCAGCAAACGCUAGAUGACCUUCAGGGUGAGGAGGACAAGGUCAAUACACUGACCAAAGCAAAGGUAAAGCUUGAACAACAGGUGGAUGACAUUGAAGGUUCUCUGGAACAAGAAAAAAAGGUGAGAAUGGACCUGGAACGUGGCAAAAGAAAGCUUGAAGGGGAUCUCAAACUCACCCAAGAGAAUGUGAUGGACUUGGAGAAUGAUAAACAGCAGUUAGAGGAAAAACUAAAGAAGAAAGACUUUGAGAUCAGUGCACUAAGCAGCAAAGUUGAAGAUGGGCAGUUGGUGAGUGUGCAGCUCCAGAAGAAACUGAAGGAGAACCAGGCUCGCAUUGAAGAGCUCGAGGAGGAGUUAGAUGCUGAACGUGCAGCCCGGGCUAAAGUGGAGAAGCAGAGAUCCGAUCUGUCCCGAGAACUGGAGGACAUCAGCGAGCGUCUAGAGGAGGCAGGCGGGGCCACAGGCGCUCAGGUUGAGCUCAACAAGAAGAGAGAGGCUGAGUUCAUGAAGCUCCGAAGAGACCUUGAAGAGGCAACACUUCAACAUGAGGCCACCUCUGCCUCCCUUCGGAAGAAGCACGCUGAUAGCGUGGCUGAACUGGGUGAGCAGCUUGACAACCUGCAGAGAGUAAAGCAGAAGCUGGAGAAAGAGAAGAGUGAGCUGAAGCUAGAACUGGAUGACAUGUCCUCAAACAUGGAGAGUGUGGUGAAGGCCAAAGUCAACCUGGAGAAAAUGUGCCGUUCCCUGGAGGACCAGAUGAAUGAGCACAAGUCAAGGGCUGAGGAGUCUCAAAGGGCCCUGAACGACUUCUCUGUGCAGAGGGCGAAGCUGCUCACUGAAAAUGGAGAAUUUGGACGGCAGCUGGAGGAAAAGGAAAGCUUGAUAUCUCAGCUCACCAGAGGGAAGAUGUCAUUCACCCAGCAAGUGGAAGACCUGAGGAGACAGCUGGAAGAGGAGGUGAAGGCGAAGAACGCUCUGGCGCACGCUGUGCAGUCGGCUCGGCAUGACUGUGACCUAUUGAGGGAGCAGUAUGAGGAGGAGCAGGAGGCGAAAGCAGAACUGCAGCGAGCCCUCUCCAAAGCCAACACUGACGUCGCCACAUGGAGGGCAAAGUAUGAAACUGAUGGGAUCCAGAGGACGGAGGAGCUAGAGGAGGCCAAGAAGAAGCUGGUCCAGAGGCUGCAGGAGGCUGAGGAAGCAGUCGAGGCUGUGAAUGCAAAGUGUUCCUCCCUUGAGAAGACCAAACAUCGCCUUCAGAAUGAGAUCGAAGACUUGAUGUUGGACCUGGAGAGAGCCAACGCAGCCUCCGCUACUCUGGACAAAAAGCAGAGAUCCUUUGAUAAAGUCAUCGCGGAAUGGAAGCAAAAGUAUGAGGAGUCACAGUGUGAGCUUGAGGCCUCGCAGAAGGAGGCGCGUUCCCUCAGCACUGAGCUCUUCAAGCUGAAGAAUGCUUACGAGGAAGCUCUGGAUCAUCUGGAGACAACCAAACGAGAAAACAAGAACCUGCAGGAGGAGAUCUCAGACCUGACUGACCAGCUGGGAGAUGGAGGGAAGAGUGUCCAUGAGCUGGAGAAGCUUAGGAAGCAGCUUGAGCAAGAGAGAGCUGACCUGCAGUCUGCCCUGGAAGAGGCAGAGGGUUCUCUGGAGCAUGAAGAGGGCAAGACCCUUCGAGCUCAGCUGGAGUUCAACCAGGUGAAAGCUGACAUGGAGCGCAAGCUGGCAGAGAAGGAUGAGGAGAUGGAGCAAGCCAAAAGGAACUACCAACGAAUGGUGGACUCUCUUCAGACCUCUCUUGACUCUGAGACAAGGAGCCGAAACGAGGCCCUUAGGAUCAAGAAGAAAAUGGAUGGUGACCUCAAUGAGAUGGAGAUCCAGCUUAGCCAGGCUAACCGGCAGGCUGCCGACGCUCAGAAGCAGCUGAAGACCAUCCAGGCAUUUCUCAAGGACACCCAGCUGCAGCUGGAUGACUCCAUCCACGGCAACGAUGACCUGAAGGAGAACAUCGCUCUGCUGGAGCGUAGAAACAACCUGAUCCUAGCCGAGCUGGAGGAGCUGAGGGCGGUCCUCGAGCAGACAGACAGGGGACGCAAGCUGGCUGAGCAAGAGCUGACAGACGCGACAGAGAGGAUGCAGCUCCUGCACUCUCAGAACACCGGCCUCCUCAACCAGAAGAAGAAGCAAGAAGCGGACCUGCUUCAGCUCCAGACCGAAUUGGAGGAGGUAAUUCAGGAGAGCCGCAAUGCUGAAGAGAAGGCAAAGAAAGCCAUCACGGACGCGGCCAUGAUGGCGGAGGAGCUGAAGAAGGAGCAGGACACCAGCGCCCACUUGGAGCGCAUGAAGAAGAACAUGGAGCAGACUAUCAAGGACCUGCAGCACCGCCUGGACGAGGCCGAGCAGAUAGCCAUGAAGGGAGGCAAGAAGCAGCUCCAGAAGAUGGAGUCUCGCAUCCGGGAGCUGGAGGGUGAGGUGGAGGCAGAGCAGAAGAGAGGAGUGGAGUCCAUCAAGAGCGUCAGGAAGUAUGAGCGACGCAUCAAGGAGCUCACCUACCAGACAGAGGAGGACAAGAAGAACAUGGCCCGGAUCCAGGACCUGGUUGACAAGCUCCAGCUAAAGGUGAAGUCCUACAAGCGCUCCGCAGAAGAGGCGGAAGAGCAGGCUAACGGCAACCUGGCCAAGCUACGCAAGCUGCAGCAUGAGCUGGAGGAAGCAGAGGAGCGAGCAGACAUCGCAGAAUCCCAGGUUAACAAGCUCCGGGCCAAGACCAGAGACGGGGUGUCCAGCAAGAAAUCGCCAGAUGAGUAAUGACAUCAUCAGAUGACCCAGAAAUCACAAUUCCAUGAUCCUACCCAAGUGUUUCGAAUGACUAAAAUCUAAGAAGAGAUUUUGUUACCUUAAAUACAUUUGUAGUUGUGUUGCAAUGCAGUAACACUGUACACUGAAAGCCAUUUCUUUAUUGUUCAAAAUUAAAAUAUUUUGGCACAUUCCAUAACUAAACAAGAAGGUUUCUUCUCUGAUGCCUGUCCCCUGAAUCCCUAAAUUCCCUAAGUAUUAACUUUUACUUUUAAAUGGUUACGCAAAACUGGCGUUUCCUGGUGACGCAUAUCAAAGCACCACUGCUCUGUUUAGGCCUUACAAAAACAAUGUGAGGAUAUAUGAUUAUUUUGCUUUGUCUGUUCCUAUUGGCAGUCCUGUUUGUGAUACUGGUAGGACAAAAAUUACAAUAAGUGGUCACUGAUACUAUACUUCCAAACUCAGCUCUACUGUAAUGUGGAUCCCUUUUAUCCUUUCUGAAAUAAGGCAAAUACAUUUGCAAUGUUCUGAUGGAAA